Molecule: messenger RNA, 2838 nt
Organism: Microplitis mediator
Lineage: Eukaryota; Metazoa; Arthropoda; Insecta; Hymenoptera; Braconidae
Product: protein phosphatase 1 regulatory subunit 42-like
Exons: 7
Coding region: 36-1163 (375 amino acids)
Molecular function (GO): protein binding
Source: RefSeq, a predicted model, not a curated record
UUUUUUUUUUUAUAAUGUAGAGUUUGUGUCUAUAUAUGAUACGAAACAAACAAUAUGACCGGUACACAAUGGUGCUGUUAACAACGAAUUACAUUGAAAAAGAAUGUGUUCGGACACAAUCUUUGAAAUCUUUAACCAAAAGAGUUGCAAAAAAUAAUUUGCGUAAAAUUACUCAUCUUCAUAUGAAUGGGAAAUUUGUUGACGCUAUCGGAAAUCUUUCAGGAUGUAGAAACCUGAGAGUCAUAUAUUUGCAAAAUAACUCUAUUUCAAAAAUUGAAAAUCUUCAAUUCACCGUAAAUUUAACCCACUUAUAUCUUCAACACAACAAUAUAAAGAAAAUUGAAAAUUUAGAUAAUUUACGGAAUUUAAAAAUUUUAUUUAUCGGCUACAACAAUAUUUCUGUUGUAGAAGAAAUGGAAAAUUUAGAAAAUUUAUUUGAACUUCGUAUCGAAAGUCAACGACUUUCCAGUGGGGAAUCAAUAAUUUUUGAUCCAAGAAGUCUCUAUACCCUAUCAACUUAUCAGUUGAGAAUCUUGAAUAUAUCUGGAAAUAAUUUGACCUUUUUGAAACCUCUCAGCUGCUUGUGUAAUUUAGAAAUUUUGAUUGCAAGAAAUAAUCUUGUUGAUGAUAUGCUAGACUUGAUUGAAACAAUGAAAGCAUUGAAGUCACUUACAGAACUACACUUGCAAGACAAUCCUGUUACACAUCAAUUCAGAUAUCGAGAGAACGUUAUUGCUAACAGCAGCUCACUAAAUACUUUAGAUGGGAAAACGAUACCUCGAGUUACCCGAAAUUUUCUGACAAAAUUUCAGAAUGAGAAACAAUUGCGAUUGGCCCAACGGAAAAUACAUAAAAUGAGUUUGAGCAACGACAUUACAACUUCUCUGAACUUACCACCGGCAUUUGAACGAUCUAUAUCACGAGCCAUACUUCAACCUGGCCCAAAAUUAUCAAUUAGUGCAACAUCGGCUAUGGAAGUUAAGCCGCAAAUCUAUCCACCAUGGACAUCAACCUCCUCAAUCGCUGGAAGAAAAGAUAAUCAUUUUACUCCAAGACCUUUUUGGAAGGCUGUUAAUCCUCGACAAAAACAUGAACAUAAUCAUCUAAAAUCUGCGUACAUAAAUUCAGUAGUUAUGACGUCAUGUUUAAAUAAAAAGUUAUAGUAAAUAUGUAAUGCUAAUAAUAAAUAAGUCACAUUGAAUUGUGAAGGUUAAAAAAAUAUAAUAAAAAAAUACACACAUGAGAUUAAAUAUAUACAAAUGGAAAGAACAAUUUAAACAAAGUUUGUCGAGCAAAAGUACUCGUUGCUUUAAUCAUCGUCUUUUUUUUUUUUUUUUUUUUUUUCAUAUAUGUAUAUAUAUACUGCAUUAUAAAUUCACAUUUUUAUUAUAAUUGUAGUAGAGAACGCAGCUGAACAGGAUGUAUAACAAUUCAAUUAUAUAAUAUAAUAUAUAUUUCAAAUCAAAUUGAUGUACUUUAUUAUUUCAUUUUCAAUAUAUAUUUAUAUAUAUCUCUUAACAACUCUAUAAUUAACGUGUGUUUCUGUUAUGGAUUUUCAAUUUUUUUGUAUCUUUCAGCGUUAAUUUUUUAAUUUUACAAUCAAGACAAUAUAAUUAUUGUUAUUAUUAUUAUUUAUAUUUUAUUUGUUCUUCAUAUAUUAAGCGCUGCUAAAAUUAAAAAACAAAAAAAAAGUAAUUUAAAUGUAUAAUAAAAAAAUAUAAUACACAAUGUUAGUUAUUUGAAUACAUAAGCGUGGAAUGUUACAAACAACAAUAAUAAAGCAGGGUGAGAUAACAUUAUGUGCCAUUUUCGUACUUUGGAAUUGAGAGAUAUUCACUUAUAUUUAUAUAAAUAUAAAAUAAAAACAAUAUUGAAAUGUUAUUUGUGACAAAAAUGAAAAUAAUCUUACUAAAUAUAAAUAUAUUAUUAUUAAAAUCAAAAAAUUUUUUAAAAUUAUAAUGUGAAAGCCACACUAAUAAAUAAUAAAAAUAUACUCAAUAAAUGUGGGAUAUUUAUGUCAUCACUUAUUACAACCUUUAAUUUUUAAUCAAUAUGUAAAAAUAUAAAACUAACUAAUCACUUUUUAUUGGCAUCAGAAUAAGUUAAAAAAGUAUAUCUAGAGAAAAUUAGUUAAAAAAUCGAAGAGCGCAGAUAUGGUAAGACUUUAUUUUUAAAUAAAUUUAAUUCCACUGUUACUGAGUAUAAAAUUAUCAUUGAUAUCAAAGUAAUUUUUACUUUUUUUUUUCAAUAUAUUAAAGGGUAUUUAAGUAAAAAGUUCAUACGCUGCAGACAUACAUUUUUUGAGUAUACAAGCUACGCUAGAUUUAGACAUAUACGCUGACCAAUGCAUCUUAUAGCUCUUGGUUUUACAAUUAAUUAUGAUAAUAAUAAUAACAAUAAUAAUAAUAAUUAUUAUUAUUAUCAUUAUCGAAAAAAUUCAGUACUUGAGUCUACAGGAUUUAUGAGCAAACCUUCGACAUUGGUCUGCUUAAGUGUAGUAGGAGAACGUGAUGACGUUUUAUUGUAAUUAUAUACUGCUUACAGGAUUUGUUUAAAUAUAUAUUUUAAAUUGUAUAUUCAAAAUAAAAAUACUCAAUUGUUACAAAUCAUACUAUACAAAUAUAGUUGUAGGAUUAAAUUUUAUCAUCACUUUUUAUUAUUUAAACGUAUUUUUCAUAAUAUUGUUAAAAAAAUACGUUGCCCAUAAUAAUAAUAACAUUAUUAUGUUUAUAAAAGUUUAACUAAUAUUAUUAUAUAAUAUAUCUUUAUUAAGUAAUUGAAAAAUAAUAAUUACCCAGAUCUAUUGUAAUUUAAAUAAACAUUUUUUUUAAAAGAAAA